Messenger RNA from Pleuronectes platessa (European plaice), 1257 nucleotides. RefSeq names its product nanog homeobox (gene nanog). The transcript is spliced from 4 exons. The record is from RefSeq and is a predicted model, not a curated record. Gene Ontology annotation, cellular component: nucleus. Gene Ontology annotation, molecular function: DNA-binding transcription factor activity, RNA polymerase II-specific; RNA polymerase II cis-regulatory region sequence-specific DNA binding. Gene Ontology annotation, biological process: cell differentiation; regulation of transcription by RNA polymerase II. NCBI's taxonomy places the organism in Eukaryota, Metazoa, Chordata, Actinopteri, Pleuronectiformes, Pleuronectidae. The coding region runs from base 1 to 1257 and encodes 418 amino acids.
AUGACCGACUGGAAGACGCAGAUCGGCUACAAGUACAACCCGUCUUACCAUGCCUAUGCCUACGGCCUCAUGUACCAGCCGGGUCCCGAGCAGAACCACGGGAACCACAUGAGCUGCUGGAGCGACUCCGGAGUCACCGACCUGAGCAACUACAACGCCGGGGUUCCGCAGGCCUACUACACCCCCACCCCCGCCAGAGCCCGGGAGGAGUCCCCGCCGGGCAGCCCGGAGCAGCCCGCCGCCGGCGGACAACGACAUUACCAGGGCUCCGGGGUCGUCUCCCUCGGGGACGCCCAGGCCGGCCGCCUGCUCCACAGCAAUCACCGGUCUGCGUACGACGACGCGCGGGCGGAGGGAGUCGGGCAGGUCGGGAGCCCCUCCACCAGUGACUCUGAUGCUCACACCUCACCAGACUCGUGGAGUUCAAGGAGCAGCAGCAGCAGCAGGGAAGGAGGUCUGCCCCAGACAGACCCUGCUACUUGGGUAAGGAGGGAUCUUGAAAGUGAGGCGCGGGACGAGAGUCCCAUUUCCAGCAAGGACGUUUCCAGCUCUCUUGUGGAGGAGCCUGAGGUCUUCACCGCCACAGGGAACAACGGCGCUGCAGACAUCACCCCUCUACAAGUGCCCGUAGCUCUCCCUAAUAAGCCAAGCCCUCCUGCUGUAACCAAACCUAAAGGAAAGGUGCGGGCAGCCUUCUCAGAGAGUCAGAUGAACACUCUGGUCCAGCGCUUCAGGGUUCAGAGGUACCUCACCCCGGCUGAAAUGAAGAACCUGGCAGAAACGACCGGCCUGACUUACCAACAGGUGAAGACUUGGUUUCAGAACCGGAGGGUGAAGCUCAAAAGGCACCAGAAAGACACGAGCUGGGUGUCUGAGCAAUACACCCUCAACAAGGAUGGUCCAGCUCACGGAACCAUGUACAACAACAUUCCUCCACAUAUCCCACCCUAUCGGGGAGAAGCCCAGUCCCAGCUCAAGGAGCAUUACAACCAGCACAUGAUGAAUGCGACUCCACAGAACCUGGCCUUCUACCUGGCUGCUAUGGGUGGAGCCCAAGGGUCUGCUGGCUACCCCUCCUGGUCCGCCGCCUCUUCCCAGACGGCAAUGCCAACCAGGCCCCCAGCAACCGGCUGGUCCAUGCCGCCGAGCAUCAACCAUUACGAGUACAACCACAAUGCGUCCAACGCAUCCACGGCAAACAACACCGGGCACAAUACGAGCUUCGAAACCAAAGACGAGGAGCCUGUCAACAGCUGA